Molecule: messenger RNA, 1104 nt
Organism: Cyphellophora europaea CBS 101466
Lineage: Eukaryota; Fungi; Ascomycota; Eurotiomycetes; Chaetothyriales; Cyphellophoraceae
Exons: 4
Coding region: 1-1104 (367 amino acids)
Cellular component (GO): Golgi apparatus
Molecular function (GO): antiporter activity
Source: RefSeq, a predicted model, not a curated record
AUGGCCGACUCUAGGGGGAUGGCGCCUUCAUCAAGUCGUACCUCGCAGGAAGAGACCACCAGCCUUAUACCGGAGGAGGAGAAGCCGCCCGAGUACAAAGACAUCGAAAAGGCCGAAGAAGCGAACAAGACCAAAGCCAACAAGGGCCGACAAUUUCUGAUCUGGACGGUGGUCAAUACGCUCGCAACAAUUGCAAUAGUCUUCACAAACAAACAGAUAUUCAAGGACCCGUCACUGCGGCGCAAUCAGUCGACCUUUGCGGCCUUCCACUUCAGCGUCACGGCAGCCACGCUUUGGUAUGCCUCGAGGCCGAGCGUAGGCAUGUUUGUUCCCCAACGAGCAACACUAGUGGCGAUGCUACCGCUUGGGGUGGCUAUGUGCGGAAAUGUCAUUCUGCCGAACUUAUCGCUCGCAUUCUCUUCCGUUGCAUUUUAUCAGCUUGUGAGAGUGCUCCUCACACCAUUGACGGCGAUCAUCAAUUUUGUCUUUUAUGGAUCCAAGGUGCCGAGACAGGCCGUUUACUGCCUGGUGCCGAUUUGUCUCGGGGUUGGCAUCAUGUCGUACUAUGACACAAAGCAGACAGGGCGCGGGAAGAAACAACAAGCCCAGACGUCGCCACUGGGGGUAUUUUUCGCUCUUUUGGGCGUGUUGGCCAGCUCACUGUACACGGUCUGGAUUGGAACGUUCCACAAGAAGUUCAACAUGAACAGCAUGCAGCUCCUAUUCAACCAGGCGCCCAUCAGUGCGUUCUUGCUGCUGUAUGUUAUACCUUUCACCGACGAGACUCCGCAAUGGUCACAGAUGGGCCUCGAGAAGUACUUCCUCAUUCUGUUCAGCGGGCUCAUGGCUGCCCUGAUCAACAUUUCACAAUUCUUUAUCGUGGCUGGCGCUGGACCAGUCAGCAGUACUGUGGUCGGUCAUUUGAAGACGUGCUCGAUCGUGGCUCUGGGAUGGAUUACCAGUGGCCGAACCGCCAGCGAUCGAGGCAUAUUCGGUAUUUUCAUGGCCAUAACGGGAAUCGUCAUGUACUCGGUUGUGAUGUACAAGUUUAAAAAAGCUCAGCAGGAACAGCUUAAAGUGACCGAGACAGUCGCCACAAAGUGA